GAUUUGCUUACUUGGAGCAGGACUGAGUUUGGAGCGGGUACUGUGAAAUGUGUAAGCAUGAUAUUGCCUGGAUAAUCAGCGGAGGACAUUAGGAGACGGAGACUUACAGCCAACUGAAAGCUAAGCAGGCAGGACAGCCACACCUCAUGCGUGGGCUCAGCAAAGGUCCGAGUGGAUAGGGGUCUGACAAACAUGGGUGUUCUCCAGCUCCACAAUCCCACUCACUCCAGCACGCUCUUGCAGCGGGCUAAUCAGAUGCGUCUGACCGGCACCCUGUGUGAUGUCAUUAUCACAGUGGAUGGCCAAGAGUUUCCGGCGCACCGCACCGUCCUGGCCUGCACCAGCAAAAUGUUCGAGAUCUUGUUCCACCGCAGCAGCCUGCGCUACGCCCUGGACUUCCUGUCCCCCAAGACUUUCCAGCAGAUCCUAGAGUAUGCCUACACCGCCUCGCUCCAGGCCACAGCUGAGGACUUGGAUGACUUGCUGUAUGCUGCUGAGAUUCUGGAGAUUGAGUAUCUGGAGGAGCAGUGCCUGAAGGUGCUGGAGACCAUCCAGGCGGAGGAGAGCGAGGAAGUGGCGGUUAGGAAUCACAGCUCUGGAGAUCAUAGUGACCAUGGCCGGGCCAGGCACUGGAGGCAAAUGUUGAUGUCCAAGAAGCAUUCCAUACAGGAUGGACCCAACCACACCAGUCCCACAGCUCUACACCACCUGGCACUGUACCACAUGACUGAGAGGAGCUCUCCUGGCCCAGAGCCUGAAGCAGCUCCUGAAUCGAGCCCCAAGCAGGACACUGUGGUAGACAUGGAGAGUCCCCAGCAGGCUCAGCAUAGCAGUGUAGAGUUAGCCCAGGAUUCAUCCCUGGAUCCUCCCAGAAGUAUAAAAUCAGAGCGCAUGCAGGUGGAUGAUGCCAACAGCUAUGAGGGCAGAUCCUCCAGCACUGGGGAGGGAAGCUGCGUGUCAGACCAGCCCAGAGACGACGGCCCGGGGACGCCCCUGAGAGGCAGCGUCAUCACCAGUGCUCGUGAGCUGCACACAGGUCCCGAAGAUGGAGGACAAAUGGCGGGCAACACGCUUGACUGUUUUCCCGGGAUCUCUGAGAAACAGCUGGCCUCCAUAUAUUCUGUGCCAUCCAACCACACAGGGGAGGGUAUGCCAGUGUCUGUGUCUGUGGCCCCAACCCUGGGUGUGCCGCUGGAUCCGAGGACCUACAGUGGCCUGCUGCACCAAGGGCUGCUGCACAGGGAGCUCCUGAGCAGGCUUGGCCAGUUUGCAGCAGGGAUGAGGCACGAAGGCCCGGCUCAAGGCCAGCAGUGUUGCGGUGAAUGUGGGCUUCAGCUGCACAGCCGGCAGGCCGCAGAGCAGCACAGGAGGCUCCAUAAUGAGGAGAAGGGCAAUGGCUGUGAAUACUGUGGCAAACACUUCCAGGACAGCAUGCGGCUAAGGAUGCACAUGCUGUCUCACACAGCUCCUGCAGAGGCGCUGGUGUGUGAUCAGUGCGGAGCGACAUUCUCCUCAGAGGAUGCUCUGGAAGCCCACAGGCAAACACACACAGGGACUGACAUGGCGGUGUUCUGUCUGCUGUGUGCAAAGCGCUUCCAGACCCAGAAGGCCCUGCAGCAGCACAUGGAGGCCCAUGCAGGCAUGCACAGCUACAUCUGUAGCCACUGUGAGCGCCCCUUUCCUAGCCACACUACCCUCAAAAGACACUUGCGCUCGCACACGGGCGAUCACCCGUUUGAGUGUGAAUUCUGCGGGAGCUGUUUCAGAGAUGACGGCACGCUGAGGGGCCAUAAACGCAUCCACACAGGAGAGAAGCCUUACGAGUGCAACGGCUGUGGGAAGAGGUUCAGCCUGAAACACCAGCUAGAGACACAUUACCGUGUACACACAGGUGAGAAGCCAUUUGAGUGUAAGCUCUGUCACCAACGAUCAAGAGACUACUCGGCUAUGAUCAAGCACCUGCGCACUCACAACGGAGCGUCUCCAUACCAGUGCACCAUCUGCCAGGACUUCUGCCCCAGCCUGGCUGCCAUGCAGAAGCACAUGAAGGGUCACAAACCCGAGGAGGUGCCGGCGGAUUGGAGGAUAGAAAAGACUUACCUGUACGUCUGUUACGUCUGAGCAGGACUUGGACUCCACGCACAGUCUGGCACACACACACUCACUCUCUCACACACACACACACACACAUACACACACACAGACACACACACACACACAGUCACUAUUGAGUGAAAACCUGUGUUGCUGGUUUGAAAUGCUGAUGUUCCUGUAAGGGUUUUAAAAGAGUUCAAAUUCUUGUUGGAUGAGCUGGAAAGUGUAUUGUGGAAAGAUGUCGCUCAGAGAGAGUUUUUUUUUUUUUUUUUAACCUGACAAUUAGACGUACAAGCAGGAAUACAAAUUGGUGUACACAUUAGGGCUGAAACUAAUGUUCAUCAUCAUUCGGAUUAUUUUUACUCUGAAAGACAAAAAAAAAAAAAAAGGCCAGGAAGAGUCAUAUUUUGUUGACAAGAUGACUUCUUCAAAGAUGUUGUUUUGUCCAAAAACAGUCAAAGUCCAACAAAGUUUGCAAGAUUAAUGAGCAUAAAAAUUUUGACAGUUUCCUAACGACUUAACCGUUUUAGCCCUGAUGUGCACAAAUAUACAGACGCACGCCGUCUCCUCUCUCCCUCUCUCUCACUGACACACAGUUUUGAUAAUCACUGUAUCUCUAAUGGAUCCACUGUGGUUAAAAUCAAUGCCACAAUGGCUGUGACUGCUGACCUGUAUGUUUAGCAGGAGCAUUUUGACUGAUUGCUAAAGCAUCAGACAACCCGAGUUAUCUUCUAUGAUUGUGCAGUAGAUGUUGAAAAUAAUUCCACGAAAGCUUGAUUGGCUGAACUUUGCAACAUUUUCUCUCCUAAUUUCCUGUGACUGCUUUGUUUUUUGUUUGUUUUUUUCCCCUGCUGUUGGAUUUUUAUUUGAGUUGUUUAUUUUCUGCAUGUUUUACUUGAAUGGCUGCCACGUUUUGACCUCAUAAGCUUGAUCUCUUUAAUUGCCUUGUCUUUCUUGCAGUGGGUGUUAUUGUUUCGGGGGUAGCUGGCUGGCUCACAGUUUGAGUUUUCUCUUGUAAUAAGGUUGUGCUAUUUAUAUGUUGUUUAUUUGUUACCAAAUAUGUGCUGGUUUUCAUCAGACGGUCCGUGUCUCUUGGGAUGAUUUCUAGUAGAGCGAGCUCUACCUCUCCUCACUUUUCACUGUUUUACAUCCACUGCAAAUUAUUCAUCCAUCAGCCGUUCUGAUUUUUUAAACAUUUCAUCCUAAAUGACAUGGUCAAACAGUGUGUAAAAAAAUGCCUCAACAUGGCUUUGUGUAUUUUCUUUUCUUUUGUAAUUUAAGGUACAGUUCAUCCAAAAAUCAAAUUUAAGCAUUUUCCCUCUGGCCUCAAGCACUGUUUAUUCAUCUAGACCCAGUUUUGUAGCUAUCAACUAUAGAGAUACUCGUUUCUCUAGAAAAUGAGGGAACCAAAUGGUACGUGGAUUGUGCCGCUUAAGGCACCAAAUAAGAAGUACAGUUGCUAAACUCAGCAGAUAGAAUGAAUCAAUUAUUUAAAAA
This is a messenger RNA of Archocentrus centrarchus (flier cichlid), 3591 nucleotides long. It is a transcript of the gene zbtb16b, whose product is annotated as zinc finger and BTB domain containing 16b. Gene Ontology annotation, biological process: regulation of transcription by RNA polymerase II. The transcript has 7 exons. The coding region runs from base 193 to 2121 and encodes 642 amino acids. Gene Ontology annotation, cellular component: nucleus. The record is from RefSeq and is a predicted model, not a curated record. Lineage: Eukaryota; Metazoa; Chordata; Actinopteri; Cichliformes; Cichlidae. Gene Ontology annotation, molecular function: protein binding; DNA-binding transcription factor activity, RNA polymerase II-specific.